This is a messenger RNA of Arabis nemorensis, 1194 nucleotides long. The record is from the annotation of a GenBank genome assembly. Lineage: Eukaryota; Viridiplantae; Streptophyta; Magnoliopsida; Brassicales; Brassicaceae.
AUGAAUAUGGAAAACGACCAAGAAGAUCUUGAUCUGCUUCUGUCUCUUGACGAUAGGGUUCUCGAAACUCCUCCCGGUUCUCCUCCUUCUGCUGCAACCGCCGGAUAUCUCACGGAUGAUGAAUCCCCCAAACGUAGAGCUCAUUCGGAUUUGUCUGAAUUCAGAAGCGUUGUUCAAGAUUGUCUUGACUAUGAUCCUAAAUCAGUCUCCAGAAACACUAAACCCAAAACCUCCAUUCUCAACGGCAUUGACAAGUUUUCUGGUUUGCGCAUAAGGAAUCAAUUACUUAGCCCUGCAGAGAUUAGUGAUCGGUUUUCAGAUAUUCGUUUCGUUCGAUUGCCAACACUAAAGAACUUGCUAGUGGGUGACAAACUGUCCGGGUGCUGGGCCACAAUGGGAGUGUUAACAGAGAAGGGACAACCCAAAACAAGCUCAAUAGGUCAGCCUUACGGCAUAUGGAAAAUCGGUAGCUUAAAUGAAAACAUUGUCUCCUUGUUCUUGUUUGGUGAUGCUUUUAAGAAGAACGAGACAGAAAAGGCAGGAACGGUUUUCGGUCUGUUUAAUUGCUCCAUUCGCAAGGACAAAUUGGGACGUGAGUUCUCAUUGAGUGUCAACUCCGCUAAACAAAUGGUAAAACUGGGAGUUUCCGCUGAUUAUGGAGUCUGCGCAGCUAAGCGGAAAGAUGGAACAACUUGUACAUCUGUCGUAAACAAACGCCAAGGAGCAUUCUGCAAGAUUCAUAAACUGAAUGCAUCAGACAAAUUUGCUACAACGAGAACUGAACUCAAAGGAGGGAACUUGAGAACAGCUUUCAGAGAUCCAAGAUCCCAAGGGAUUUACACAGUUGAGCCACCAACAGAUAGGAGCGGAAACAAAAAGGCCACUCAACCUGUCCGAGUACUAUCAGUAGAAGGUCUCCGAAAGGCUCUCAGUACUGCGGAUAAAGUGACGCCUAACGUACACUCACAAGGAAUACGUUUCCUGAACGAGAUGGCCAGACAAACGGCUUUGAAGAACGUAAACAAGAAAUCUGAAGGUGUGAAUAAGCCUGUAGAGAAGAGGAAAGCAUCAGUAAAAGAACUGCAAGUAAAGACCGAGCCGAAGAAGAAGAGAACAGAGCACGGCAAGGAAACUGCCAAGACUGCCACCGGAAAAAUGAUGGUACUAGACUUCUGCAGCUCCGACGAAGAAUGA